UCGGAUAAAGUAAAAAUACUAAUUAUAAAACGUUUAUUUCGUACAUUACUCGGGUAUUUUACACAUUAUCUACGACUGAGUGGUUAAAGUACUUUGAUAAAAUGUAUACGAUAAAAUUACGAUUGUAGAUAAUUGUUUUUGAUUAAACACAUAAUAUUUAGUACAGUGCUAGUUCGUCGUUCGUUUUAAUACAUGUGUCGUACAUAUAGAUAUAGACUUCACGCGAAAGAUUUUACGAAUGUUUUUAUAAAAUAGUCAAUGAAAAAAAUAAUAAUUCAGUUUAUUUAUCGGCAGUUAAGUAUAAUGAAAUAGUUUCGGAAAUUAAAAAUGUGAGAUCAAGUGGAAUAAAAAGUAACAAGGCAUAUCGAAUUUUGAAAAGGUAUGACCUCAUUACUAUUGGAAAAGAAAAUAAAUUAAUAUUGCCGUUGUUGGAAGGUAAUACAAACAUUUUGUACUAUAUUACUGAUGAAAAUAUCUAUGAUGUGCUACAUGAUGUACAUUUAAGUAUUGGACAUGGUGGAAAACACCGCAUGAAUGCUGAAGUUAAAAAAAAGUAUAAAAAUAUAACACAAGAAGCAGUAUCUAUUUACUUAAAAUUUUGCGAAUCAUGUCAAUCAAAACAAAAAUCUAAAAGUAAGGGUCUAGUGAUUAAACCAAUGGUGUUUUCGGAAAUGAAUAGUAGGUGCCAAGUGGACUUGAUUGAUAUGCAAUCGCAGGGGGAUGGAGAGUUCCGGUUUAUUAUGGUAUAUCAGGAUCACCUUACUAAAUUUGUUCAAUUAAGACCCUUAAAAACAAAGAGAGCAGAAGAAGUUGCAAAACAUCUUAUUGACAUAUUUUCUAUUUUCGGAGCUCCGAUGAUAUUACAAUCUGACAAUGGCCGUGAGUUUGUAAAUAAAAUAAUAGAAGACUUAAAAGAAAUGUGGGACACACUGAAAAUCGUUCAUGGAAAACCACGCCACAGUCAGUCACAAGGGAGUGUCGAGAGAGCAAACCAAGACAUACAAAAUAUGUUGAUAACAUGGAUGAAGACAAAUAACUGUAAAUCAUGGUCGGAGGGACUUCGAUUUGUACAGCUAAUGAAAAAUAGGGCCUAUCACGACGGCAUUAAAAGAUCACCAUACAUGGCCAUGUUUGGCACUGAUGUGAAAAUUGGUUUGUCAUCAUCUUUACUACCAGCUGAAGCAGUGGAAAAAUUAACCACUGAACAAGAAUUGGAAGAAAUAUUGCAAAGUGUCGUAACAGACUAUGAACAAAAAGACGAUCAUAAUGUUUCCGAUAAAGGGGUAAAUUGUUGACAAUAUACAGGAUGUAAGUGUAACAGAAAGAACUGACUUUUGAAAAAACUUUUGUUCUAAUUAAUAUUUUCAAUUUUUUUUUUAUUUAUCAUUAAGAGACUUUAGCGAUGAUACAUGAAUAAUUUAAUUUUUUUAUGUUUAUUUUUCAUUAGCUACUGAAAAUAAAAUAAAAUAAAAUUUAAUUUAAA
Rhopalosiphum padi (bird cherry-oat aphid) is the source of this 1483-nucleotide messenger RNA. Its product is annotated as KRAB-A domain-containing protein 2-like. The record is from RefSeq and is a predicted model, not a curated record. Gene Ontology annotation, biological process: DNA integration. Gene Ontology annotation, molecular function: nucleic acid binding. Bases 531 to 1295 code for a protein of 254 amino acids. Lineage: Eukaryota; Metazoa; Arthropoda; Insecta; Hemiptera; Aphididae. The transcript has a single exon.